Molecule: messenger RNA, 11142 nt
Organism: Sus scrofa (pig)
Lineage: Eukaryota; Metazoa; Chordata; Mammalia; Artiodactyla; Suidae
Source: RefSeq, a predicted model, not a curated record
CUGGGGGCAGGGAGGGCCAAGGGGAACAGCAGAUUUCCAUCUGCCUGUCAGCAGCAGGGGGCACUGGGUGUAGGAGCUGGCCAGCCAGGGUGGUGCCUGCAGUGGGGCAGCUGUGACUUGGGCUCUGGGUGAGCAUUUCUAGGUUGAUGGUCAAAGCCGCAGAGAGGAUGCUCUUCCAGGAAGAGUGCUGGGGAGUGUGGGAGAGUGGAGCAGAGGGGAGGGCCAUGACCAGGCUUGGGCAAGGGGAGAGGAAAAGGAGCCAGUGAGGGGACAGGUGGGCUCAGAGACCCAGAAGAGGACGGAGUGGAAGCCCGCUCUCCACCUGCUGCCUGGGGAGCUCAAGCUCCCACCUGAAGAGGCCCCUGUUUCUGAUCAAGGCCUGGGAAACAAAGGGUCUCUACCAACCCGGAAGCUGGUGCCCACGUUGCCCAGCACUCCCUGGGUGCCACUCUUUCACCGUUUACAGCAAAACUGACCAAGCCCCCGAAAGGGGAGCUCAGCCAGCUGGGGCGAGCAGCCAGGUCUGAGUCCAGCAGCUCUGGGGGUAGGGAGCCUGGGCGGUCUGGCUUCCCAUGGGCUGAGGGAGGCUUGCACUGAGCCUUCCUUUCCCUCCCCCUCAGUAAAGGAAGGCAGGAAAAAAAUGUGUUUUUAUAAAUAGCUCCAGCCCCAGCUGAUUUGUAAAUUCAGUGGGUUUUUUGUGUCAAUGACAUCACCCUCCUCCCCAUGGCAACCCCCGACGAUAUCAAAAUUGCCAAGCAACGUUGAAGCAGCUCAGCGCCCCAAAUGAGCAGGUCGCUGCCUGAGGAUUUAAUGGAGAAAUCCCAAAGUGAGCCCUGGUGCUCGGUGGCGGAGGGGGGCCAGGCGGCUGGGGAGGAGGCCUGAGCCUGCCGGUGCCGCCUGCCAGGAGCCCUGGGCCAGCCAGCUGGGGCUCCUUGGCUGUGCUCCCUUUGACAGCCUGCUGCCAGCAGCAGUGGGGGAGGGCACUGCUCCCGCCUGAUGUGCCAGGAGCCAGGAGCAGCCAUCCAGGUGACUAAGCCGGCCCACAGGCACUGAGUCACCCACUGGUCUGGAGGUUUCUUCCUUCUCUUUUGAAUCUGAUUAUUUUGGGAGCUGGAAAUUUGGAGCUGCACCUGAGUCCCGCCCCUUCUAGCUCUCUCCCCUCCCUACCUGGGGCUCUGAGGAAGAUGGGACCAGCCACGAGUCUGCCACCACCCCCUACGGCUAUGGAAGACGCUGUGGGGGCCGGAGGUGCCCAGGGAGAGACAGCAGCCGGGCCAGUGCAAUAGCAGAUAUGGUGACGAGGCUGCCUGUCGUCUGGAGGUGCCGGGAGAGAAGGGGAGUCCAGUCCAUGCCAGCUGGAGUCCUCCCAGGCUGGCUUUGAACUCACCUCCUAUGGGACAUUUCUGCGAAUGAGCGGCUCCUAGGGUCAGAGUGGCUUUUGGAGAGCAAGGCUGGAUUGGCUUAGGCUGGCCCAGGCAGGGAGUGCCACUUCCUGGGCUAGAGACAAGCACCAGCCUGCAGCAGGGAGCUCAGGGCCCAGCCAUCCAGAGGACACCCAAGCUUCGAAUGAGGCUCCAUAAGGAAUUGUGCAAGGAAGCACAGAGAGUGCAGGGAGCCGAGGAAUGACUGCACAUCCAGAGCCCAGUCCCAAGUCAGUGGGGAGGAGCACAGAGAAGGAAAAGUCUACCCCAGAACGGAGCUGGCCACCUGGGAUGGCCUUGGUUUGCUGAGCCAGAGGGAGGGCCCAAGAAUGUUAACUGCAGCCCGCAUAAUUUCACAGAGGGAAACAGAACCCAGCAAGGGGAGGUGGGGCCCUGAGAUCAUAGAGCUAACUCAUGGCAAAGCCAGUGCCAGGCCUGGGGGUCCAGGUGGACUUUGCAAGGGCAGCAGCAGGGGCAGGUGAAAGCUGCCAUGUAACAUGAUGGCUGAGAGAGGCGGCCUGGCCCAACACAGUAGGAGGCCAGACAGGUCCCCUUGCUCCUCUGUGCCUCCUGCCCUAACAGGGCUGGGACCAGUCAUCCCCCACACCCUGCAUCUUACUGGACAAGAAGCCCCAGCUCAGCCUGUGCCCUCUGACCAGCACCCCCCAGGGAGAGUCUUGGACCACUCCUGGGACCAGACCACCCUGACACAGAGCCAGCUAAUGUGGAAAUGGACUGAUUCAAGUUCUCCUUGUCCCAGGAAGCAUUUUACAUUUUGACCAUAAGCCUGUUAAUGUCUUAAACCAAAGGAGGAGGGUAGCAAUGAUAGUGUCUAGAAAAGAAAGAGAUUUGGGGGCAGACUCUGUGAGCAGGGAGUACACAGAAGACCCUUUACCUCAGGCGGUCUUUCCACCAGUUAUAUACCAUGACUCUAGGCAGGAAUUUAAAUGUCCACCAUCAGAGAUCAGAUCCCAGCAGCAGGCGGCACAUCACUUGUCAUGUCUCCCUAUCACCAGGCCCAGGCUGGAAAAGAAGACCUUUAUAUUCCACUAUAGUGUGUUUUGCUGGAAGAUGGGGGGUCUGGGAUGAGGAAAGGUGGGGAAAGGUGGAGGUCUCAGACCUGGGGAGGGAUGGAGCCAGACUCAGGGGCCAGAAUGCAAGGCUGGUAGUCCGCAAGCACACAGGCUCCUGUGGGAGGAGAAGGGACGACAGGAGGAGGAGCCGCCUCAGAUGAGCCAUCAGGCCAGCAAGGAAGGGCAUUUGUGCCAGCUGUUGGGGCGGGGGCACAAGCCUGCCACUCCCCCCAGGUCCACUGUCCCUCCUGAAAGUCAGGCCCUGGGCUCCAGGCCGGGUCACAACUCUGCCCCAGCCUUAGACUGGGGGAAGCUUCUGAAGGCCCAGAGGAGAGAGGAAAGGACAAUGAAGAGUUUCCAUUCAGGAAGCUUCCAGCUGUUAGUUCUGCCAGCAAAAAUGCCAGCCAGAGAGCUAAAUUGCCAGCAACAGACAUUUGGAUGGAACUUUGGAGCCCAUUAAGAGCAGAGGCUGCAAAGUGAUCAUAGUGAGAAGAUAUUAAAUGAAUUCAUCAUGUCUCUAAAAUGAGUGUCCUCAAUACAGAGGUGGCUCUUUUGGCUGCCACCCUCCCCAGUAUAGUUCAUACCCCCAUGCACCUGGGAAGGGUGCCGCAGGCUGCCCUGUCCCUGCAUCUGAGGUGGAGUGGCCUCUGCAUCUAAGUGGCUUGUCCAGGUCACCAGGGCCCUUUGGGACUCCCAGGCAAGUUGGGCCCCCAGUGUCAGUCUGCAUUUAGGGAAGACAGGCUAUGGAUUCUUGCCGGCAGAGAAAACCUAGUACACAUGCACACUUUAGAAAAAGGCAGAAGGAGGCUGGGGGUUUCUGGGUAUGAUAGUUUCCUUCUGCUGAGGUUCAGGGCGGCAAGAAGGACAUGUCUGUCCAGCAGCCAGGCAGGGGAGUCCCAUGGACUUGUCCCAAACCCCUAACCAGGCCCAGACGGUUCUGCCACCUGGAGCUGGGGUUCUCUCUCCAGGAUCUAGAGUGGACAGACCUAUUGGAAUGAUGUUAUAGCGAACUUUCUUGGGAGGACUCUGGGAUUCUGCACCCCCCAGACCACACCAAACUGGGCUCUGUCACCCCUAUGGCAGCUGUGUACACACCCGUCAUGGGGUAGGGAAGUUUCCUCCUUGGUCCCUUCAGCAGCUAUAAGGGCUGAGGGCCAAGAACUCUCAUCCUGUUUGGGAGUUCUGGUCCUUGGGACCCCUGUACCCCAAUGCUCUAGACCUCAUCAUUCCACCACCUUCCCAAGGGAGAGGGGCGCCCUCUCCUGCAUCAUCCACCUCAGGGAACUAAGGUUGGGGCACGCUGGAAGUCUAGAAAGGCAGAAGGGCUCCAAUCCUGCAAGAAGCCAAUCCUGGUCUCUGCAGCUAGAUUCUACCCACCUCCUGCCUAAGGAUCCCGAGGGCUUGGCAGUAUAAGCUCCCUCAGUUUCAUGGAGACUCAGGGCAGCUACCACUCCUGGAGCCCAGGCCUCAAGGGGCUCCACCAGCCAAGUAGUAAGUAGGCAUGCCAGCUCCCACCUCCCCUACAGCACCUGCAAUUGGGUCUGAUGGCACCCCACUCAUUCUGGCUCUGUGAAAAGUCAGACAGUUUGAUGCAAGGACUUUAGGCAGGGUGCUGGCUCAUGACUCAAAGACAGGGUAGGGGAAACUGAGGCCCGCUCUGCCCCUCACACCGACCCCACCUGGGGGGUCUUCAAACCCUCAUCAGAAAUGGAGGAAGGAUAUCCCCCCCUGUCUCUGGGUCAUAUGACUUACUCUUCCUGGUGGCAGUCAGAACUGGCACAAAGAGGCAAAUUACCAGUGCUUCCCCACCAACUGUUUCAGGGACCUGACCCCUCAUGACCAGGUCAUAUCAGACAGUCCCUGGAAUCAGGGACCUCCAAGCAGUACAGAGUUAACAGAAUAUCCUAGGGGCAGAUUCACCUGAGGUGAAAUUCUGGCUCCAUCACUCAGUAACUACAAGACCCUGAGCUGGUGCCUUAACCAGUCUGAGCCUCAUCUGUCUCAUGUGUAAAAUGAGAAUAGUAAUAGUAAUAGUAUAGUACUUCCAUGCUAGACUUGUUGGGAAGACGCGAGUGAUGAUUUGUGUAAAUAGCUUAGUGUGGGGCCUGGCCCAUAGGAGCAUUCAAUAAUUGGCAGGCAUUAUUAUUACUAUUCUUAGAGGAGGGCAGAGUCAUCCAGAGAAAGGACCCCGAGGAAGCUCUUCAAAUCACGAAGCAGACAGGUGCAGGGAAAGGAUAAUGUGUUUGUGUUUCUAAACCACAAGUUGAUGCGUAUCUUUCCACUUUGGCCCUAACCCGGGCUCUCAGCCCUGGCUGUAGGGGCUCAGAUGUUACAACAGGCCCUAGCAGCCACAGGCUGAGAGCCAGGAAGUGCCUGCCCUGCCCAUGUGCCCUGCUUGACACCCUCCCAGACCAGGUUGGUUGACCAAUGCCCCAGAGCUGGCAGUGCUCCGAGAGCCAUUGCCCACAGUGAAAUGCCAGUUCUCAGUGUCCGUGUCCAACUCUCUUGCCCAUUUUAUAGACUGGCCAUGCGUGGACAACUUCAACCAGAAGGACUAUGCCAGAUGCUGAGGUUCUUCAAAGGAGGGUGUGCCUGGUCCCUCUCCCUGUGCUUGGCGCAAUGGCAACCUGGGAAUAGGCACUUGGAUGCUGGAGGAGAAGCAGUCCCCAGACUGUCCCUGCCACUUCCCAAACUGUUGUUGUGGCCCCUCCUCCUGGGCAGGGCUGAGCUGGGUGUGGAUCAGAGGAAGAUGGAGAAGAGGGGAGAGUCAUACGUAGAAAUUAAUCAGCCAGGACCCAGUCUGCACAUCCCAGCCAUCCCAAUAUGCAGAGGGUCAUCCAACCAAGCCACCUGUAGACCCACGUGGAAGUGCAGAAGUGGUUGUGAUGGGCUCAGGAGGCUCCCUAGUCUGGUCUGGUAUCCACUUUGGGAAUCUUUCUCUAGCAUAUUUGACUGAUAGCUUUCUGCUUCUUGAAUAUCUCCGGUGAUGGGGGAAUUCAUUACCUCCUCACUCAGUCUUAUUUGGGAAUCUCUGUCCCCCCUUAAGGCCCCAAAGAACACUAUGGCCACUAUGGCUCUUGAGACACCCCCUUCCCCCAAGUUUCCCUAGACUCUCUCCCUAUAGAGUAAGGAUGGGACUUGGCUAGUAGCCUUUCUGGGAUACCCAAGCCUGGAUUCAAACCAAAUUAAACACCAGUUCAUUUCUGAUAAUAUGCUUUAUGGUAGUUUAACAGUUCAAAAGUACUGCUUGGAGCUGUUUUGGUAUAUAAGGUAUUUGUAUUAAAAGGAAAUAAUUCAUGUGUUUGAAGUCCCUGUCGUGGCUCAGUGGUUAACAAAUCUGACUAGGAACCAUGAGGUUGCGUGUUCGAUCCCUGGCCUCACUCAGUGGGUUAAGGAUCCGGCAUUGCUGUGAUCAGUGGUGUAAGUUGCAGAUGUGGCUCGGAUCCCGCGUUGCUGUGGCUCUGGCGUAGGCCGGUGGCUACAGCUACGAUCUGACCCCUAGCCUGGGAACCUCCAUAUGCCCUGGGAGCGACCCAAGAAAAUGGCAAAAAGACAAAAAAAAUAAAUAAAUAAAUAAAAUAAAUAAAAAAUAAAAAUAGGAAAUAAUUCAUGUGUGAGUCAGUUAAAAAUAAUUUACAGUGUUGAUUCUAGGUUCAAUAAUGUAGUGCAUUUCAUUCUAGCUUUGGUUCCUUGUUCAUUUCAAAUUCUCAGCAACCAAUCUCCACCCUGCCUGCACCCUCCCACCCAGCCCAACCUGCUUCCCAUAGCCAGCGUUUCCAUCUGGCACAACCACACCUUCCCCAGGGAGGCUGAGAACAUCAGGGUUUUGUGAUGCAGCUAGAUAGGGUGCAGGCCUGUUUCGGGGUGGCGAAUUUCCACUGGCCACCUCAGCUGUUUGAUGGGAGCCUAUAGCAAACCGUGUCUAAGCCACUGAGCCCAUAAUGCAAAUUCUGUCUCCAAAAAUUGCACUGAUAUGUCCAAAGAAUCAGUGAACAAAAAAGAUACAUGGCAACAGUGAUCUCAAUAACUAAAGUCUGAGGUACCCAACAAUGACAAAUACCCCUGCACUGUCCUCGGUGCCUGCACUGCUUGGGGACAGCCAUUUAGGAUCCAAAUAUGCUGAAUCUCCAAGCUAGAAUCCCCUAAGCACUCAGUUAGACACCGUCCUCUCUGGGGGCCCAAGGACAGCUGAAGUCUUCUCACUUCCUUGUUUGGGGAAGAGACAGAUGGCCCCAACCCCUCCCACAUAACAUAUAAACACAGGAGAAACCACCCCCAAUCCAGAAGAAGCAGGGCAAAGGGCAGCCUCGCAUAAGCCACGUGGGAUAGCCAUCCAGAUCCUAGGCCAGGGCACUGCUGGGGACAAAUAGGGAACGGUGCCUAAUCCUCUCUUUAGGGGUGCAGAGCUCCUGGAUGCUUUCUUUCCUCAGAGAUCCCCUACAAUCCUGAGGCCAGAAGGCUCUCAGAACUGAGCAAAGGCUGACAAAGGAAUUGGAGUCUCUUUAAACCCCCUUUCCUGCCCGCACAAGGGGGCUGCCCCAAGGCAGUCUUAGGGACUUGUUCCAAUGGGCCAUACAGGCCAAGGUGGCAGGUUCCUGGACUCCAUCUGGGCUCUCCAGGGUGUGUGGGUGGGCACGUGCCACCCCGCAGCACCUCCCGACUGUGCGUCUGCAAUGCAAAUUAAGGAGUUCAUUACGCGGAAAGGCGCUCAGCGGACAAUCCAGGUCAGGCCUCUACGCGGCAGCCCAAGGUCCGAGGGGCCACGUGCAGGUCAUAGCGGGCCGGCGGGAGCCAGAGCCAAGCAGAUAAAGCACUGAGCUGGGGGGCGUCCCUCGGGCUGAGAGGCCCGGAGCCGCGGCCCCUGCGACCCUCGGCGACUUUUCCCGGGCUCUGCGUUUGCCGAGUCCUACCUGAGGCCACACCCCGAAAUCAAACUCGCGGCAGGUGAGGCCGGCGCGGCACAAACAUGUAAGCGCGGCCUCUCCUCUUCGUUCCCGGCGCCGCCGAAGUGCCUCGGGCGGAGGGCGGGCCGGGCUCCUGCGGCCACUGGGAGAGCUCCGGGCGCUUCCUGCCCGGCAGGCCUCGGAGGACUGGCCUGGGAAGGUCCCCAGGGUCUUCUCUCUCCUCGGUGCCUGAGAGCUCUGCCCACUGAAGAGUGAGGAGUCCGGAGAAAGAGGAGGCGGGGAAGGCGGCGCCCAGAGGCACCAUGUUCCGCAAGAAAAAAAAGAAACGCCCUGAGAUCUCGGCCCCACAGAACUUCCAGCACCGUGUCCACACCUCCUUCGACCCCAAAGAAGGCAAAUUCGUGGGCCUCCCCCCACAAUGGCAGAACAUCCUGGACACACUGAGACGACCCAAGCCUGUGGUGGACCCUUCACGCAUCACUCGGGUGCAGCUCCAGCCCAUGAAGACGGUGGUGCGGGGCAGCUCGGUGCCCACGGACGGCUACAUCUCCGGGCUGCUCAAUGAUAUCCAGAAGUUGUCGGUCAUCAGCUCCAAUACCUUGCGAGGCCGCAGCCCCACCAGCCGGCGGCGGGCACAGUCCCUGGGGCUGCUGGGGGAUGAGCAAUGGGCCAACGACCCAGACAUGUACCUGCAGAGCCCCCAGUCUGAGCGCACCGACCCCCACGGCCUCUACCUCAGCUGCAACGGAGGUGCACCAGCAGGCUGCAGGCAGACAACGCCGUGGCCUGAGCCGCAGAGCCCACGGGUCCUGCCCAAUGGGCUGGCCACCAAGGCACAGUCCCUGGGCCCCGCCGAGUUCCAGGGUGCCACGCAGCGCUGCCUGCAGUUGGGCGCCUGCCUGCAGAGCUCCCCACCUGGCACCUCGUCCCCCACAGCCACGGGCAGGCGUGGGACCAAGACUGCCAGGCAUGGCUCCGAGGAGACCCGGCCACAGUCCUGCUUGGUGGGCUCAGCCGCAGGCAGGCCGGGUGGGGAGGGCAGCCCCAGCCCUAAGACCCAGGAGAGCAGCCUGAAGCGCAGGCUGUUCCGAAGCAUGUUCCUGUCUGCCUCUGCCACCGCCCCUCCGAGCAGCAGCAGGCCAGGCCCUCCACCACAGAGCAAGCCCACCUCCUCUUUCAGACCACCACAGAAAGAAUGCCCCCCAAGCCUGGUGGCCAAGGCCCAGUCCUUGCCCUCGGACCAACCUGUGGGAAUCUUCAGCCCUCUGACCACCUCGGAUACCAGCAGCCCCCACAAGUCCCUCCGAAUAGCGCCAGCUGCCGGCCCUCCUCCAGGCCGGUCUUCCCCGGCAGGCUCCCCCCGCACCCGGCAUGCCCAGAUCAGCACCAGCAACCUGUACCUGCCCCAGGACCCCACGGUGGCCAAGGGUGCCCUGGCUGGUGAGGACACGGGUGUUGUGACGCAUGAGCAGUUCAAGGCUGCACUCAGGAUGGUGGUGGACCAGGGUGACCCCCGGCUGCUGCUGGACAGCUACGUGAAGAUUGGCGAGGGCUCCACAGGCAUUGUCUGCCUGGCCCGGGAGAAGCAUUCGGGCCGCCAGGUGGCCGUCAAGAUGAUGGACCUCAGGAAGCAGCAGCGCAGGGAGCUGCUCUUUAAUGAGGUGGUGAUCAUGCGGGACUACCAGCACCUCAACGUGGUGGAGAUGUAUAAGAGCUACCUGGUGGGUGAGGAGCUGUGGGUGCUCAUGGAGUUCCUGCAGGGCGGGGCCCUCACAGACAUCGUCUCUCAAGUCAGGCUGAAUGAGGAGCAGAUCGCUACGGUGUGCGAGGCCGUGCUGCAGGCCCUGGCUUACCUGCACGCCCAGGGUGUCAUCCACCGGGACAUCAAGAGUGACUCCAUCCUGCUGACCCUCGACGGCAGGGUGAAACUCUCAGACUUUGGAUUCUGUGCGCAAAUCAGCAAAGAUGUCCCUAAGAGGAAGUCCCUGGUGGGAACCCCCUACUGGAUGGCUCCUGAAGUUAUCUCCAGGUCUCUGUAUGCGACGGAGGUGGAUAUCUGGUCUCUGGGCAUCAUGGUGAUUGAGAUGGUGGAUGGAGAACCACCCUACUUCAGUGACUCCCCAGUGCAAGCCAUGAAGAGGCUCCGGGACAGUCCCCCACCCAAGCUGAAGAACUCACACAAGGUCUCCCCUGUGCUGCGAGACUUCCUAGAACGGAUGCUGGUGCGGGACCCCCAGGAGAGAGCCACAGCCCAGGAGCUCCUGGACCACCCCUUCCUGCUGCAGACAGGACUGCCUGAGUGCCUGGUGCCCCUGAUCCAGCUCUACCGCAAGCAGACCUCCACCUGCUGAGCCCACCCUCGGAGUGCACCUGCCACCUGUGCCCACAGGCAGCGGACACCAGGCCACCAGAUUGCCAACAGGGCCUGCCUGCCUGCCUCAUUCUCUCAGUAUUCUCUCCAAAGAUUGAAUGUGAAGCCCCACCCCCCCCCACCACCCCUCAGCCCACUGGGCCAGGCCGGACCUGCCCCUCGGUCACUCUCCCUCCCAAGAGUCCCCAGUUGCCUUUGGCAUGAUGGAGACCCCUUCCACAGGAUGACCCUUUGUUAUUUGCACAGGGAUAUUUCUACGAAACAUGGAGACCAGCGAUUCUGGCCUCUGUAGCCAACACAGCAGAAAAGGCUGCUGCAAUUUUUAUAAAGGUAGUUGUACGUGAACAUCCCAGGUCACCCAAGAGGCAGACUGCCUGUCUUCACCAGGAUGCUUGCUCUUCUCAAUUCCAGUUCCAGACCCUGGGGUGUUAGGGCCACAGGAAAGGUGUUUAUUGCCCGAGUCCGUCUUCCUCCCUUGUGUCUGACCUUCUGAAGGCACAGUCCAACCUGCACCUGCUUCCAACCCACCUGUGCUGACAACAUUCUCCCUGCACAGCCCAUGCCCAACUGUGAACAGCCUGCCUGCUCAGGGCCAUGAGGGGGGGCAUUUUCUGGGUGAAAGAGGAAGAAGGCAGCUGGUGGUAAAGGUGGUCUCACUUUACAGGAUGUGUGUACGUGUGUGCGUGCGUGUGGGUGUACACACGUGUCAGAAGGUCACCCACAGCUGGCUUCCCUCCUCUCUCCCACUAAGUUCUGAAGGGACCUGCUUCCUUGGCCUGGCUUCCCGCCUCUUACAUCCCAAGUUUCUACCUGACCAGUAAAGAGGUCUGUGUUGAAGCUUGGCAGUUUUCUGAGUUUCUCCUGUCCUGUGACCAGAAUGGUGAGGGAACAAACUCUGUUUUACCUGAGGGCUUCAUCUCAAUAAUCAGGUCAUCAGGGACCCGAUCUUUUGUGUGUGUGUAUGUGUGCAUGUGUGUGUGCUCAGGGGACCUGUUCUUUUCAAAAUCCUGUUCUGGGGGGUGCACCAGCUCCCGGGGUUCCAUCAUGUCACCAGAAUGGGUACCCCAUCUGUGCAAACCACCUACCCCCAGCUGCCUCCUCUGACACCUGUCUCCUUGUCCUCCCCUCCCCUACCUUCAGGGCUGUUGUGAGACAAGGAAUCCCAGGGAAGAAUCCAGGUGUCUGGACCCUGUCUAGAUAAUAUUUUUAGAUUCCUCUGCUCCCUAGUGGUCUGCUUUGGGGCAAACAAACAAAAAUUGUGAUGACUUUUUUUUAAGGGGUCAGAGUUUUAAAAACAAAAGCAUCUACCGUAGAAACUUUUGUGAAGUUUGUUUGCACUUGUGCCCGUUUUAAAUUAAACUGAGUGUUCAAAA